AUGAGUAAAAAUAAAUAUCCCACCGGUACGUGUUGUAAACAAAUAAUCAUACACUUAAAUUAUUGAUUAAAUUUCAAAUCAAAUAAUAAAAUUAAUCAAACUGUCAAUUAAUAACUAACUAAUGAUAAAACAUGUGGUUAUUAGUCGAUAGCAGUAAAAAUAUUAAAAAACUAAACAGUGGAGAUACAAUAACAUUUGGACGCAGUAAUACAGAUAUCGUAUUGUCAAAUGAUGCUUCAAUAAGUCGUAAUCAUGCUAAAUUACAAGUCAUUACAGAAGAUAAAACUGAAAAAUUAUUUAUAAAAGAUAUCGGUUCAAAAUAUGGUACAUAUUUAUUAAAUGAUGAUGAAAAAAGUGAACAAUUCAAAAUAACCAAUGAAGGUUACAAUGUAAAAAGUAAUGAUAAAAUACGUUUUGGUUUACGUAAUCAUAUUUAUUCAUUAAUUUAUAAGCCAACAAUAAAAUAUCAUGUACUAAUUUCACGUGUUCAUGGUAAUGAUAAAAAUAAUUUAGAAAAUAUAUUUGAAAAAAUUGGCGGUAAAAUUUUAAAUUCGUGGUCUGAUGAGUGCACACAUUUGACAACAACUAAAACAGGAAUAACUGAAAAAGUUGCUUGUGCUUUGGCAUCAGGAAUUCCGAUUGUCAAUAUUAAUUACUGGGACGAUUUAUUAAAAGCUAAAGAAGAAACAGGAACAAUUCCAGAUUUAAAAAAAUAUAUGCCGCCAUUAGACAAUUCAUUUUUGGAUGAUAAACAGGCAACGUUGUCGCCAAAUUUAAUGCGAAAAAAAAUUUUUAAUGGUCUUAUUUUUUAUCAUUUUGAAAAAUUACAGCGCGAGUUGUAUUCAACAAUGAUUAGAUUAGCGGGUGGAAGAUCUUUCGUUUUUGAUGAAUCGGUUAAAGUAGAAGAUACUGUUGAAGACAAUGUUAUCAUUGUUCAGCCGUCUGAUGAUAUUGAAACUCAAUCAUCUUCUUUUGAACAUUUUCAAAAAAUUUCCAUGGAAUUGGCGCGAAAUAAAUUACGUACGAUUCCAUCAACUGAAAUUGCACUUGCUAUUUUUUACUGCUCUACAGAAAAAUACUGUAAUCCAAAAUUUAAAUAUAGAAAAUUAUUUAAAUCGACAAAACCGACAGUCGAAGAAAAUAAAAUGAAAUUUCCAGUUGUGGCUCAGGACACGCAGGACUUGGAUAAUUCACCUAAAGUUUUAAAAAGUCAGCGAAUUAUUCCUGAAUCUGUACCACUUGACUUUUCAGUAAUUGAGAACCCACGUGUAUCAAAAAAUAAAUUAAAUGUCAACGUUGAUAGAAGAAAAAAAAGUCUGGAAAAAAUAGAUAAAUCUAGAGAUAUACCAGAAUCAUCUUCAAGAAAUUUAAAAAAUAUAGAAUUAUGUAAGAAGAAUGAUGUUGAAGUUGGUGGUAAAGAUAAAACUGACGAAUCGGAUCAGAUAUUAAUUGCUAUUGAUAAUAAAAAUCAUAAAAAAACUGCCGAGCCAGCAGGAGUACAAAAAUCAGCUGAAAUUAAAGUCAAAGAAUCGCGUACAAAAAAAAAUGAUGACAUUGAAAUGGAUGAUGGAAAUGUUGAAAUUCCAGAAAUCUUAAAAAAAAAUAAAUUAAUGGAUAAUAAAAAAACAGAUAAGUCUGCAGUUAAUUUACGUGAAAAUGAAAUCGAGAAAUCACGUAAAAAUAAACUUAAAGAUGCAGCUGAUAAUUUAGAAGUUGAUACUGAUAAUAGAAAAAAUCAUGAGCCUGAAACAAGGAAGAGAAAAUCAAUUGAUGAAGACGUUAAAAAUAAAACUGUUUGGGAUAUUUUGUCAAAUACUUCACAGCAUAGAGAGUCUCGAGCUGUGGAUAGCGAUGAUGAUAUUAAACCAGAUGUCUCAAAUAUAUGGAUGGGUAAUUCGAAUUCACAAAGUAAGGAAAGAGGACAGAAGAGAAAAAAAAUAACCCAUGAAGAAGAAGGAAGAGAUAAAGAAAAUGGGAUAGUAAAAUUUGUAUACAUUGGAAGACAAAUUGAUGCUGGCAGUUCAACUAAUUUGAAAAUAAAUCAUUGUAGGAAAAAUAAAUGUUGUAUACCAAAAAGAAGAUUGAAGCGUGAAGACAUGUACGUGUGGGAUCCAAAGCAAAAGACGUAAAAAGAUAUUAUUACUGUUAAUAUAGUUAUUAUUAUUAUUAUUAUUAUUAUUACAUUUAACUAAAUAGUUAAAACUUUCUAUGUUGUUUUGUAUUAAUUUUCUUAUAUUUUAAUAAUUAAUGUUUAUAUAUAA
Microplitis demolitor is the source of this 2261-nucleotide messenger RNA. RefSeq names its product nibrin. The record is from RefSeq and is a predicted model, not a curated record. Gene Ontology annotation, biological process: double-strand break repair via homologous recombination; mitotic G2 DNA damage checkpoint signaling. The coding region runs from base 132 to 2129 and encodes 665 amino acids. The transcript is spliced from 2 exons. Gene Ontology annotation, molecular function: damaged DNA binding; protein binding. Gene Ontology annotation, cellular component: Mre11 complex. Lineage: Eukaryota; Metazoa; Arthropoda; Insecta; Hymenoptera; Braconidae.